This is a messenger RNA of Erinaceus europaeus (western European hedgehog), 1872 nucleotides long. It is a transcript of the gene MED27, whose product is annotated as mediator complex subunit 27. The record is from RefSeq and is a predicted model, not a curated record. Gene Ontology annotation, molecular function: transcription coactivator activity. Bases 25 to 960 code for a protein of 311 amino acids. Lineage: Eukaryota; Metazoa; Chordata; Mammalia; Eulipotyphla; Erinaceidae. Gene Ontology annotation, biological process: regulation of transcription by RNA polymerase II. The transcript is spliced from 8 exons. Gene Ontology annotation, cellular component: mediator complex.
CGAGCCGGUUGUGGCGGCUGCAACAUGGCGGACGUGCUCAGUGUCGGAGUGAACCUGGAGGCUUUUGCUCAGGCCAUCAGCGCCAUCCAGGCCCUGCGCUCCAGCGUGAGCAGGGUGUUCGACUGUCUGAAGGAUGGCAUGCGGAACAAGGAGACGCUGGAGGGCCGGGAGAAGGCUUUCAUUGCGCACUUCCAGGACAACUUGCAUUCUGUCAACCGGGACCUCAAUGAGUUGGAACGUCUGAGCAACUUGGUGGGUAAGCCUUCUGAGAACCAUCCUCUCCAUAACAGUGGACUGCUAAGCCUGGAUCCCGUGCAGGACAAAACUCCUCUCUAUAGUCAACUCCUUCAAGCAUAUAAGUGGUCAAACAAGUUGCAGUACCAUGCAGGUCUAGCAUCUGGCCUUUUGAAUCAGCAGUCCUUGAAACGUUCUGCUAAUCAGAUGGGAGUAUCUGCUAAACGUAGACCAAAGGCACAACCCACCACUCUUGUCUUACCACCACAAUACGUGGAUGAUGUGAUCAGCCGCAUUGACAGGAUGUUUCCUGAAAUGUCCAUCCACUUAUCCAGACCCAAUGGGACAUCAGCUAUGCUUCUGGUGACCUUGGGAAAGGUGUUGAAAGUGAUUGUUGUCAUGCGGAGCCUAUUCAUUGAUCGAACAAUAGUAAAGGGGUAUAAUGAAAAUGUCUACACAGAAGACGGCAAGCUUGAUAUAUGGUCAAAAUCCAACUAUCAAGUAUUCCAGAAGGUGACAGACCAUGCCACCACUGCCCUGCUCCACUAUCAGCUGCCCCAGAUGCCAGAUGUCGUGGUCAGAUCCUUCAUGACCUGGUUAAGAAGUUACAUAAAGCUGUUCCAGGCCCCGUGCCAGCGCUGCGGGAAGUUUCUACAAGAUGGCCUUCCCCCCACAUGGAGGGAUUUCCGAACCCUCGAAGCCUUUCAUGACACCUGCCGGCAGUAGCCCCACUGCAGUCCACACUGGCCUGCACAUUCCACCCCCAUCCAACACCUUCCAAAACAAGCCGUAAACCAUGUUGAUGGCUCAGAUCUCUCUCUUCACUGUUCAGAUGUCAGUAUCCGCUCGCUCUCACUCUCUCUCUCAUAAAUCAGCAUGUUAAGACUGAGCCUAUUGAACAAAGUCCAUUUCUUUGUUGCUGGAACUAAUCAUACACUUUAACCAAUAUAUGGAAGACUAAGAUGACCUUUUUAGAACUCAAUAUGAAGAAGUUAUGCAGCAUGUUCUUCUGUGUAUGUUUGAGAUACUGGCAAAUUAAUCCUUCAGGUCCCAUGUUCUAAGUCGUCUUCAGGAGCCUUUAUAGUUCAAGCCCUUGUGUUCACAUGUAUUGUUAUGUUGAGGGUCUUGUUUCGUAAUUUAUUUUUAUAAGCAAUAAACCUUUUGUACCCAAGACAAGACUUUGUCGCUUACUUCUCAAGGUACUUUUUGUGUUCAGUGAACCUGCAAACAGAUUUGUACUUUUCAAUAAGAGAAAAUUUGGUAAUGUCUGUGUUUAAAACAAUUCUUCUGAGAAUACAUUUCCCUGUUUCUUGCUGUCAGAAGAAAGGACAGUGUUGGCAAAUAUUACAUUUCAAAGAUGUUUUGGUGACUUUAAAAAUGAAUUGUUCUUUUUGAGAGGAAAAUUAAAAAGCACACAGAUGUUUCUUUUAUUAAGCCAGUGACACUACUCAGAGGAAAAGGAAUCUGCUCGUGUUACCAGCUAGAACCUGUGUGAGAGGUGAGCCUGGCUUGUAUGUCCAUGUUUUGUCAGAUGAGUGUAUUCUAAUCCAAGCUGCUGAUUUUAUGCAAGGUCUGUACACCAACAUUGAAAGCCAUAACUUAUGUGAGGAAUUGUUCCAAAUAAAUAAAUGAAUGAGG